UGCGUGUGUGUCGGUGUUUUUCUAUUUGUUUAGCAUCUGCAUAGAGGUCUACUUGCAUCUACUCAAGACUUGAGAUACCCAUAAAUGUUCAAUAGAAUCACAGAAUACAUGAACACAAGCGAAAAGGUCCAUUCACAUCGGGGAGUUACCCACACGCGCCACAUGUCUGCAAUUGUGCGUUUUCAGCUUAACACGUUUGUACCUUUACGCUUCAGCACAAACACUACCGCCACGAGAGCCUCGCAACAUUAGUCGAAUUUGCCUCCCCAUCUCAGUAUGCUCGCGUGGCUUGGAGAUUUUCGAAUCAUUCGCUCCUGGGUAUCCUGUG
Microdochium trichocladiopsis is the source of this 328-nucleotide messenger RNA. RefSeq lists its product as uncharacterized. The record is from RefSeq and is a predicted model, not a curated record. The coding region runs from base 85 to 252 and encodes 55 amino acids. The transcript has a single exon. Lineage: Eukaryota; Fungi; Ascomycota; Sordariomycetes; Xylariales; Microdochiaceae.